Passer domesticus (house sparrow) is the source of this 2002-nucleotide messenger RNA. It is a transcript of the gene BRF2, whose product is annotated as BRF2 RNA polymerase III transcription initiation factor subunit. Gene Ontology annotation, molecular function: TBP-class protein binding. Gene Ontology annotation, biological process: DNA-templated transcription initiation; transcription preinitiation complex assembly. Gene Ontology annotation, cellular component: nucleus; transcription preinitiation complex. Lineage: Eukaryota; Metazoa; Chordata; Aves; Passeriformes; Passeridae. Bases 29 to 1780 code for a protein of 583 amino acids. The transcript has 4 exons. The record is from RefSeq and is a predicted model, not a curated record.
CCGGCGCUCCCCCAGCGCGGCGGCGGCCAUGGCGGCGCGGGGCCGCUGCCCCGAGUGCGGCUCGGCGUCGCUGGUGGAGGACGCGCACUACGCGCAGCAGCAGCUGGUCUGCGCCGCCUGCGGCUGCGUCCUGUCCGAGGGGCUGCUCACCACCACCUACACCGACGAGGAGCAUCUGCGGGAGGUCGCCUAUUCCCAGAGCACUGGCCAGAAGGAGCAGCUGAGCCGCUGCCUGCAGCGAGGGAUCCGGCGGGUCCAGGACCUCUGCAAGGUGCUGCAGCUGCCAGCCACCUUCGAGGAGACAGCUGUGUCCUACUUCCAGAGAGCCCUGCAGCUCCCUGCCUUCCACCUGGUCAGCCUGGAGAAGAAGGAGCUGCUGGGGGGCUGCUGUGUGCUGGUGACGUGCCGGCAGCACCGCUGGCCCCUGACCAUGGGCACCGUGUGCUGCCUGCUCUACGCCAAGCAGGAGCUGUUUGCCAGCAUCUUCCUGAGCCUGCAGAAGGAGCUGGGGCUCUCAGUGCCCGCCCUGAGCCUGGCAGACCUGGUGACAACACACCUGAGCAGCUUCCGGCUGGUGCAGCCCACAGCCAGCGUCCCUGCGCCCUUCCUGGAGGACAAGGACAAGCUGCUGGCCAGGACCAUGGCCAUAGUGGAGCUGGCCAGCGAGACGUGGCUGGUGACGGGCCGGCACCCGGUGCCCGUGGUGACGGCCGCGGCGUUCCUGGCCUGGCAGUCGCUGCGGCCCGGCCCGCGCCUCUGCUGCCCCUUGGCACGGUUCUGCCGCCUGGCAGGGGUGGAGCUGCCCCCCCCGGCCCGCCUCAGGCUGAGGGAGCUGCUGGAGAUCCUGCUGGGAAUGGCCUCCCAGCUCUCCUGGCUGCGAGCCUUCCGCCUGGACAAGAAGACGGUGGUGAAGCACAUCGGGGACCUGCUGCAGCACCGGCUGUUCCUGCUGAAACGCGCCUUCAGCCAGCACGACGGGCAGGAGCAGGACGUGGGCCUGGACCCUGGGAGCCAGGACUGCCAGGGCUCUGGGAGCCAGGACUGCCAGGGCUCUGGGAGCCAGGGCUCUGGGAGCCAGGACUGCCAGGGCUCUGGGAGCCAGGGUUGCCAGGACUCUGGGAGCCAGGACUGCCUGGGUAAGGACUCUGUGAAUAAGGACUCCCCAAGCCAGGGCUCUGGGAGCCAGGGCUCCCUGGACACGGACUCUGUGAAUAAGAACUCCCUAGGCCAGGAUUCUAUGAGCCUGGGCUCCCUGGAUAAGGACUCCCCAGACCAGAACUCUGUGAACCAGGGCUCCCUGGAUGAGGACUCUGUGAAUAAGGAUUCCCCCAGCCAGGGCUGCCCAGGCCAGGAUUCUGUGAGCCAGAGUUGCCCAGCCCAGGGCUCUGUGAGCCAGGGCUCCCUGGAUAAGGACUCUGUGAAUAAGGACUCCCCAGGCCAGGACUCCCCUGGCCAGAGCUGCCCAGCCCAGGGCUCUGUGAGCCAGGGCUCCCUGGAUAAGGACUCCCCUGGCCAGAGCUGCCCAGGCCAGGCUCCCCCCACCUCUCCUGCACUGGCACAGCAGCGGGGCAGUCCCUGGGCGGGGAAGCAGCAGCGUGGGGGCCCCCUGAGGCCCCUGCUGCCCCCCUGCCUCAUCCACCCCAGGAAGAGGCCGCGGGUGGCAGCUCCGAGCGCCGCGGCCGUGACGGGCGACGAGCCCAUCUCAGACAGCGAGAUCGAGCAGUACCUGCGCAGCCCCGAGGAGAUCCGCGCCCUCAGCAGGGCCCAGGCCUGGCUCUGAGGGUGGCCCUGGCCCAGAGGGACAAUUUGGGGACCAGAAGUGCUGAGCCCAGUGUGGUUGUGCUGCAGGGAACAGGGAAUGAGGCUGUGGGGAGGGAGCUGCGUCCUCCUUAAUGUGCUGGACCAAAAUGGGGCUUUGGAUGGAGUGACUGCUUCAGGUCGUGUUACAUUCCUGUUUUAAGUAAAUAAAAGUGCAGGUGCCAGGUUUUCCAGGGCAGCCUCA